Molecule: messenger RNA, 1467 nt
Organism: Nylanderia fulva
Lineage: Eukaryota; Metazoa; Arthropoda; Insecta; Hymenoptera; Formicidae
Gene: Prdm13
Product: PR/SET domain 13
Biological process (GO): regulation of gene expression
Cellular component (GO): nucleus
Source: RefSeq, a predicted model, not a curated record
AUGAAUCAAGCUAUAAUCCCAGUAGUAUAUCCCGCAACGACAGAAACAGAGGCAAUAAUGACAAGAAGCGGAAGACUGGAAAGAGCUAGUUCAUCACAAAGAUAUACAAUGCAAGGAGAGAGGCAUUCAGUGCAAAGAUAUUCAGUUCAAAAUUAUAUUAAUUUAUCUAUGAAGGGGGGGGAAAGAGAGAGACCUAACUUCUUUAUAAGCAGGCCACUCGUUCGAGCCGGUGGACUUCUUAAAGGAAAUUCCACGACAGAAAUUAUAGAUGUCAAUACGUUACCUCAAAAAAAUACAUCGAUCAUUCGAAAUAAUAUCAUCGAAAUUAUUAACAUUGGCGAUCGACUCCAUUGCCUCAAUGAACCUAUAAGUUCAUCAUAUUGGCUGAAAAUGAUCACGUUGGCGACAGACUUCCAAAAUGCUAAUGUUUUACUUAUGCUUAAUAAUGGCGGACUCAUAUUAAAAACGACAAGAGAAAUAUUACCAGGAGAACCGUUAUUCAUGUGGUUCGCGGAUUGUAUUCUGAAUGUGUUGAAUAUUCCGUUUUUGACACCGGCAAAUUGCAAUAUUCAAGGUCAAGUCUACACAUGUCACAUUUGUAACAGCUGUUUUGAUUCUCCAAAUCCUCUGAAGCUGCACUUGGUCUUAAAUUGCAAUCAAAAGGACAAUAGUUAUAUUUGGACGCUCUUGGCGAAUAAAAUUAUUAGUUCUUCAACGGACCUGUCCUUCAUUCAAUAUUCAGAAAGAAAUUUUACGUUUAAGCUAAAUCCUUUGCCCGUUUCCAGGCCGAAAACGUUACCAGUCAAUAUUCCAGCGUAUUCGGCACAAACGAAGGACACGAAUCGGAUGCUGAAGAACGAUUCGCCGUGUUCGUCAAAUCAACUAUCGCCCCUGUCCCCGUCUUCGAAUAAAAAUAAUCCCUCGCCGAUUCCUACAUACUCCUUACCAACGGAAAUCUUACCGAGUUCAUCGAAUUACAAAUCAUCCGUUGAGAAUCUAAUGGAUCACCGCUUGAUUUUAAGAUCGUACAAUGCCUUGAUACAUCACAGCCAAGAUCGGAUGAUACCCUACGAUAUAUUAUCUUCAAAUGCACCAGCAGAAUCUGCGAAGAAAACGGAUCCCGCGGAAGUAGAGACGCGCGCAAGCGAGAUCGGCAAAUGCAACGAAGGCUACAGAUGCAUCUUCUGCAACAAGAUCUACUCGAGGAAGUACGGUCUGCGAAUCCACAUUAGAACGCAUACCGGUUACAAGCCUCUGACCUGCAAGGUGUGCGAGCAUAGAUUCGGAGAUCCUAGUAAUCUCAACAAGCACGUGAGACUGCACGUGACGGAUGACAGUCGCUAUAAAUGCGACAUAUGCGGCAAGGUGCUAGUCAGGAGAAGAGACCUGGAGAGACAUAAAAAUUCCUGGCACUCGGAAAGAAAUGACGACAAUGUUUCCGAUAUCGGAGCCAACGACGGGACUUGA